CCGCCGUCGUCCCCUGCACCUCAUAACCCGAACUCUUCCUCCAAUCCACCGCAUUCUUUCCUUUACGCCCUAUAUCCAUCAUGGCCGAUCAACUGUCUGAGGAGCAGAUCUCUGAGUUCAAGGAGGCGUUCUCCCUCUUCGACAAGGAUGGCGAUGGCACGAUCACGACGAAGGAGCUCGGGACGGUCAUGCGCUCCCUCGGGCAGAACCCGACCGAGGCUGAGCUGCAGGACAUGAUCAACGAGGUCGACGCGGACGGGAACGGCACGAUCGACUUCCCUGAGUUCCUGACGAUGAUGGCCCGCAAGAUGCGCGACACGGACUCCGAGGAGGAGAUCAAGGAGGCGUUCAAGGUCUUCGACAAGGACGGCAACGGCUACAUCUCCGCGGCGGAACUCCGGCAUGUCAUGACCAACCUCGGGGAGAAGCUCUCUGACCACGAGGUUGACGAGAUGAUUCGUGAAGCUGACGUUGAUGGCGACGGUCAGAUCAACUACGAGGAGUUCGUGAAGAUGAUGCUGUCGAAGUAAACAAACGGUUGUGCCCGUUGUACUUUCUAUCACGUCGCUUGUACGGUAUCUAUUCCCUGAGCAGCCUGUAUACGAAUUCCAAACCGGCUUGUCUAAACAUUAUCGUUAUUGACCC
This is a messenger RNA of Dichomitus squalens LYAD-421 SS1, 645 nucleotides long. Its product is annotated as calmodulin. NCBI's taxonomy places the organism in Eukaryota, Fungi, Basidiomycota, Agaricomycetes, Polyporales, Polyporaceae. Bases 81 to 530 code for a protein of 149 amino acids. Gene Ontology annotation, molecular function: enzyme regulator activity; calcium ion binding. The record is from RefSeq and is a predicted model, not a curated record. The transcript is spliced from 8 exons.